This is a messenger RNA of Guillardia theta CCMP2712, 819 nucleotides long. RefSeq lists its product as hypothetical. The transcript has a single exon. Bases 71 to 742 code for a protein of 223 amino acids. Lineage: Eukaryota; Cryptophyceae; Pyrenomonadales; Geminigeraceae. Gene Ontology annotation, biological process: protein complex oligomerization; response to hydrogen peroxide; protein folding. The record is from RefSeq and is a predicted model, not a curated record.
AGUCUGUUCACCGUCUACUCUUGUGCUUAGCCGUUGAUUUGUUUGAUCUCCACCAAGCUAGAACGUCAACAUGGUUCGUUGCUUCCAUGCCCGUGCAUCAUCCCCUUGCGUUCCUCGAGCUUCGUUUCUUCUCUUCGUCGUCCUUGGGUACAGCCUUGUCUCCUUGUCCCAGUCGUACCUGCUGAUUCCCAGUCCCCUCCUUCGAUCGCCGGUUUCCAUUCUUAGCAGCCCGCGGCAUCUCAUCUCAAGCAUCAAUCGCAUGGAGCAGGACAUGGACCGCAUGUUUGACUCUCUCCUGUCCCUCUCCGGCAGCGACGACGAAUUCUUCUCACAUCCUCUCACUCUGCGGACCAAGCACGUGAACGCGUCGGAGGUGCAUGCUGGAAGUGUGAUGAUGCCUCUCAGACCUCAGUUUGACAUCCAGUCAACGAAGGAGCACAUGCUCGUCUCUGUAGUCACUCCUGGUCUAUCCAGAGAGAACGUCUCUGUAGAGGUUGUGGAAGCAGGUGGGACCGGCUCUCCCUCCCUCCUCAUCUCAGGUCGCACGUCAUCCAAGAUGUCGGGAGAGGGAGGAAAAAUCCAGACAUCAUCCUCUUCCUCCUUUGAGAAGCGCAUUUCCCUCCCCCCGCAUACAACCCCUGAGAUGGUUGAAGCGAGGUUCGAAGAGGGGGUGCUGAAGGUGACCGUCAAGAAGCCAAAAGAGCAGCAGGAGUCUCUUCGACACAAGAUCCCACUGCUCUGACCGACAGCUUGCAAUACGUGCAGGCUGAGGCGAGUAGGAUCACAGAUGUUGUUGUAAAAUAAAGGAGAUUGAAAACA